UACGACUGUUUCCACCUGGUGAAUCUGUCGGAGGAAACAUACUGCAUGCAUUUGUAAGUAAAGUGUGUGCACUAUAGCAACCGAUUCACAUGCACGUUUUUUCCUAGUUCACGUUGAAUAUGUUAUAAUCAUGGACAGUGAUUUAGGAACGUACAUUAUAGAGACCAAGAAGUUGGUGGAAGCGCAAAAUUUUCAAAAAGCAUUCGAAGUUUUUUCUGAGGCUCUUAGCGUGUAUCCUUCUAGUUCGGAAUUAAAAGAUGGGCUCCGAAAAAUGCAAGAAGGUGUUCUGGAAAAGAUUUCUCCAAAACCCGUCAUUUCCCCGUUGUCAACAAAUCUGAGACCUUUACCAGGUGAUGAUAUCCUUCUGCAGGACGAGGAGGAGACCGUGAAACAAUGGACAGAAGAAGCAGACGAUAAUGACGUAACCAUCAGGUCGGUGGAAUUUCCCGUGGACGUCAAUAAAGUCACAGAAAAAGCAGUAGAACUUUUCAAAACUGGAGAAACAAGAAAAGGAAGGCAGCUGUUGGAUUUUUGUUUCAGGUCUUCUGAGUAUGAUGUUUGUGAUUUGAUGCUGUCUAUAUAUGACGAGGGUUUAUACAAGGAGUGUGUAUACAACUGCGUAUCUCUUCCUAAUGACAGGAAAUCGCCCUCUGUUUGGAUUACAGGAGCUAAAGCAGCAAAUCGGCUGGUUCUCCCUGCCAUAGCAGAACACUGGGUAAGGACCGUUUUAGAAUCAGAUGACACUGACAGUAAAGUAGCCCAAGAAGCAACACAGUUGUUUCUGAAUAUCCGGGCCUCGCGGCUCUUUAACAAUCUGAACACUGAAACCGACAUUGAGGUGAAGCUUACAGAGAGGGGUCGACAUGUUCGGGCUUCCUGCUGCAAGGCUGUUCAAUCUGUUGUUUUUCGUGAGGAACCUGUUCUCCUCGCACCUGCUUUUGAUUGUGACUAUGGUACUAUUCCAGUAUGCGGUCAUUGUGCGAAAUGUCUCGUGUCAGCGGAAGAAUUCUUUGGGUUGAAAAUUCUAAAAAGCAAUAAAAUAUUAAUGAAUGCUGUUGACCAAUUCUGGAUAACCCGAGCACCCGUGAAAUGUGAGCACUGUUCUAUGGAAGUAUAUUGUUCUGACGAGUGCAGACGUAAGUCAUGGGAAGGAUAUCAUAAAGUUAUAUGUCCAUCCCAAAAUGAACACUCGCCCAAAUUAUACAAGAUCUGCACCGAGUUCAAAAAAGCUUUACUUGAAGGCACAGAUAAUCUCCAUGGGUGGUGGUAUGAAAACUUCAGUCCCUUCCUCUUGGCUAGGCUCUGGGCAACAAUCUUAUGUGAUGCUAUCAAUGAUGCAAAAAACACCGGUAAAUCUCAGGCUGAUGACUUAGAUACCACUAGAGCCCGGAGGAAAUUCGAAAGCUUCCAAGUGAAUUGUCAUGGAGGAGUGACGAAGAAGAUUCCAAAAAUGUAUGACCUUAUGGUAAAGAUGUUCAGCAGCAAAGACCAAAGCAGACAUUACAAGAUAACACCAGAAGAAUUCAACUUCCGCUACGGCCAGAUCAUCAGAAACGUACAGGCGUUUUCAGAUCCAUAUCAUCCUUAUUUUGAAUUCCGUAAGCAAGUGGAUAUGUUACCGGAAAUGAAGAGUUUGAAAAAGAUUCUGUCAAAUUCAGUAAAAGAGGUUGUUUUUGCAGGAUUGUUUCCUAUUCAAUCCAGUUUAAAACAUUCGUGCGCAAGCAACGUUGAAAUAAUUUCUGGAAAUGCAAACGAGGCUCCUGGUAUACACGUGAUCUCCAGGAAACCAAUAAAACAGGGAGAAGAAUUGCUUGUAUCGUACGUGGAUACGUCACUUAACCGCCAACAAAGACGAGGCCUUUUGUAUCGCUUGUAUCAUUUCUGGUGUGAAUGCCCUGGUUGUUUGUUUGAGGGGGAUGACUCGGAUAUCUGUACUGAAUGCGGAAAAGAAUCGGAAGAAGAGAAGGGGUUUCCGUCGUGCGGGAGGUGCCAUAAAGCUUGGUACUGUUCCAAGGUGUGUCAGAAGACAGCUUGGAAGAAAGGGCACAAGGAGAUAUGUGUCUCUGGAUAGUUAAAUACUGAGUAUCUUUACACGGUCGCCGUAGCCUAGUGGUUAAGGCACUGGACCUGGGAGACCCGGGUUCAAUUCUCUAUCCCGGCACCGCGUUUAACGUAAGAUUGAUAGUGACUGUUCCUUUAGCAAGUGCUAGGCAAGCCAUACUCUCACAAAUACGAGUCAUUGACACGAUAGAGACUCCUUACUGCUACAUGUACAGCAAUCUACGCAAUGCGUAGGUCAAAAUUUGUGGCACUUCAUCGUAAGCCGGUGACGUCUCUACAUGAGGGGAAAAGUUUUCAAAUGGGAUGUAAAACAACGAAACACUGACUAUUGGUUGUCCGGAUAUGUAUGUAUGCUUGUUAUUACAUGAAGAAGUAGAAUUAUCGCUUCUUUAAGAUAUGACCUUACCGUGUCACGGUAGAUGUUGGCACACUAAACAACCCCCCCCCACCCCCCACCCCCCCCCCCCCGGCCUUGGCCGCCAGACAAGGGUCAAGGUUUGGUGAAGUGCACCUGGUGAAGUCUCUAUGUCAGUGAACAGUUCUACGUAAAAACAAACAAACAAGAAAUGUUAUAUACUCCAGCGGGGUCACACUUCCGACAGAGAUAGUUGCCAAUGGUUACAGUCACACAUCCGGAUUUACUUGAGAACGUAACAAGGGGGUCGUUACAUUUCAGGAUUCUGAAAAUCAGAUUACAAAGAACGUGUUAGUGACGACAUACACAUCUACAUUGAUAAGGGUAAUAAAGAUGUCAUCGUCAUGUUUUUAGAUGACGAUGAUGAAAUCGACGAAAUCAAUUCUACGUUUUACGUCCCGUAAUCUUUUCUAAAGCUAUGCGAGAGAAAGUGAGAGAAUUGAGGAUGUUUUAUAUCACUUGUACACGUUCAUGUGAAUUAUCUGUUUAGUGUGUAUCCAAAUACCAAACAAACACUGCUGCUGCUAGCUAAAAACUAUCAAAGGAAAAAAGUUGACCAAUCCAAUAAUCGAUUUCUUCCAAUUUUCACUAUCAAAACGGAAAACGAAAAAAGUAAAUUAAUUCUGUCUAUGACAUUUACUAUUUGCUAGGCCUUUUCUCCUCCAUUAAGCCAACUUUCAAAUUUAAAAAUACUGUUGGUUUAAAACGUAGAAUUUAUCUACGUUGGCUGAAUGGAAUUGGCUUGAGUAAGCAAAAGCGUCCUCAACAUUGAUUCAAAUACAGAGGGUUUUUUAAAUUACAAUUCCUUGUCAACCAUAAAAAGAAAAGGGGUAAUGCAUUAAAAUUUGUGCAAUGGUGAUUUUAUUUGUGUGCAUUGUGUAAGGAUGUAAAAGAUUGACAUUUUUACGAGGCCAUAACAUUUUGUCGCCAUGGUUUUCCUUUAUGACACUAUUUUCUGUAGAACUACUGAGAUGCGGAUACCUUAUUGAAAAGUAUGUUGAAAUUCGGCUUUUUCGUAUACGUUCUACAUGUACGAGUAUAUCUGUUUUCAGUAAAAGUUGCUGGUUGAUAGGUUAAAUUAACCAGUAACUCAAAUUAUCCCUCUUCGUGGGAUCGGCCAAAGGAGAAUAUCCCUAGUUUUCCCCCCUAUUUACCGUGUCCAGUAGUUAAUUAUUUUAAAAGUUUUCAUACCCAGGGACAUUAUUGUAGCGGACAAGGGACGUAACUGCGGCGAGUUGUUGAUACGUAUAUUAUGGUAGUACAAGACGUCAAUAAUAUUACAAAGGUAGAUAACUGCAGUCGAGACAAAGUCGUGCGGAAUACAGAUGGAGAUGUGUGUGAUUGACUAAAAUCAUGAAUUAGAUAGUUCUCGAUUGAAUGAAUUAAAUAUAGCUACUUGAAUGCUGGGAUUUGAAACUACAAGUAAUGUAAAACAUGGAGAAGUCACUGAGGAAACGGUUGUACGUUAUGUAAAUCGUGCGGAAGUACGACUUGCAAAAACAUGCAAUGGGAGCAUGUUUCUAGGUUUAUAUAUUUCAUUGUUUGGAAUGAACUUUUAAAUAUUAGAAGAAGUUUGUCAAAAAUUGUUAUAGAAAAAUGGCGAGAGGGCUGAAGGUUCAUAUUGAUUUAUAAGGGGGAAUAACUGAUAUCUCUUUCCUCGUGAACAAUCAUAUUAAUUUACAGAUUUUCCACAUUUGAAAAUUUCACGUAUGAUGGUAGCAUGAAUCGUCGCAGUUCAUAUGUAUUUUUAAAAAUGAAAUUUUAAUACUUUUUAAAUAUUUGUUAUAGCUGGUUGCCAAUUGUUUGAAGUUUAUGUUUAUUUUAUCAUUAUAUAUGUUCUUGCAUGGCUUGUGGUUGACCCGACUUUUAUCAAGUUCACCGUUCGCCGAAUACAAACAAUAUAAUAGGCAAA
This is a messenger RNA of Ostrea edulis (European flat oyster), 4388 nucleotides long. Its product is annotated as histone-lysine N-trimethyltransferase SMYD5-like. The transcript has 3 exons. Gene Ontology annotation, molecular function: protein binding. The coding region runs from base 131 to 2071 and encodes 646 amino acids. Lineage: Eukaryota; Metazoa; Mollusca; Bivalvia; Ostreida; Ostreidae. The record is from RefSeq and is a predicted model, not a curated record.